CACAACCCUGCCAUUCAUUCCUUGUGUAACUCUGGAGGUUUGGUACUUGUUGGGCGUCUAUGAUGCGUUCAUGCUGUAAAGUCACCACUCUCUUCCUUCCUGUGGCUCCUUAGUCCGCCAGACUCAGCACUUGCGAGAAUAAUCUCCACCGGCCGUCCCUUGACCAUCGUGGCUCCUCCGCUCCGCGGUUCGACGAGGUCCCAAAACGCCUUCUCUCUCCUCCGUUACCUCUUCCCAAACACUCAUCGGCGCGCUCGCGAGAGAUAUUUGGGCUUCCGUCACGAAUAUAUCCCUCUGCUGCGUCAUCGGGCGCAGUCGAGCAUCUACCGAGCCAUUGUGCGCAGGCAGCAGAAGAAACGAGAAAGGAGAGAAGCGAGCCGAGAUCUUGUCUUUUUCUUACGGAGGGGGAUUGGAAAAAGCCGUGUUGCCUCAUUCCUGCGGCGGCGCACCGGGAAGAGCCGUAUUCUGAGGGCUAUAUAUGGAACAUCGCACCAUGCUGGUGGCCGACACAGUUGGAGGGGAACGAGAUCAACCUCAGCAACCGAUCAGAUGACAAGUUAUGGCGGCAAUCGGGUGCCGGGCGCGAGGAGGGAGAAGGUGAAGGGGUAUUUGAGGGCGGCCAAUGAGCUGAGGCAGACAUACCAGGCGCAGAUCCAGCAAAAGCUGCAGGAGAGUGUCGCCGAAGGGGGGACGUCGAGGGAUUGGCCCGAUGUGGAGAUUGUGAGAAGCGAGAAUGAGGAGAUGCUCCUGUUUCCUAGCUAUGCGAGAAAACAUACGAAGCGGAGCAGCCGAUACGACGACGCCGCUAGAUAUCCUCCCGGGACGCACGAGUCUGUGGAAACGCCGCAUAGCAGCGGGGACGCGGACUACUGGAAACGAGAGUGGGAAAAAUAUGAAGACGCGAAUGCUAUCGUCGACGUGGAUGUUCGGGGAUGGGUCUAUUCUCCUCAACAAGGGCCGCUGAAUAGGAAGAACCGGCUUCUUGUGGCGGUCGCCAGGCGACUCAGCGGCAUCUACGCUCCCACCUCCAGCCCUGCGACUUCGCGCCCGUCAAGCCAAGCUCCCUCCAAUCGCAUACAACAGGACGACAAUUCAUCCAGGUAUGAAGACGAAGUCGCCGCGAGAGAAGCAGAGAAUAUAACCCGUCGCGGACAGAGAGAGGCGGAUGCGGCGGUCAGAGGGACUUACAGUUCGACUCCUUCAAGAGGAGGGACUCCUAGCGGUAGUCGAUCGACCUCGCCAACGCGAUCAAUGACGACACCCGCAGAUUAUGAAGACGAAGAUCCCGGUCACCGAUCGAUGGCUAAGCGUCAAUCGUGGAAUGAACCAGCCAAUAUGAGCAGAGAAGAGUUGUCGGCCGCGAACGAAUUGCUGUUGGCACGGCUGAAACCUUUCAUGUCGAUGCCAACUGCGCAUGUGCCGAUUACGGUCUUCUUCUUCAACCAGUCCAAGUCGACUUCGAAGUCCGUGACCACGGAUGAGUCAGGCCACUUCAAUUUGCGAGCUGCCUUGGAUUUUGUCCCUGAUCAAGUCCGGGUCCUGGCCUCAGAUAAACUGUCUGCGGUGGAAGAUGUCAUUGUCACCGAGAACAAGGGCGUUAGUCUGGUCAGCGACAUUGACGAUACGAUCAAACAUUCCGGGAUCAGCAGUGGUGCGCGAGAGAUUUUCAAGAAUGCCUUCAUUCGAGAAUUGGGCGACUUGACCAUCAAAGGGGUCAAAGAGUGGUACACGAAGCUGGCUGCCAUGAGUGUUCAGCUCCACUACGUCUCGAAUUCUCCGUGGCAGAUGUAUCCACUGCUGCGCAGUUAUUUCUCGCUCGCCGGAUUGCCACCGGGCUCGUUCCACCUCAAGCAGUAUUCGGGAAUGUUGCAGGGGAUAUUCGAGCCCGCGGCAGAACGGAAGCGUGGUUCGCUGGAUCGAAUCAUGAAUGACUUUCCUGAGCGCAAAUUUAUCCUUGUUGGUGAUAGCGGAGAGGCCGACUUGGAGGUGUAUACCGACGUUGUGCUUGAGCACCCAGGACGAGUAUUGGGGGUUUUCAUCAGAGAUGUGACAACACCGGUCAAGAAGGGUUUCUUUGACCAAGCGAUAUCGAACACGCCGCCGGAUUCCAUGAUUGCAAGAGAUGGCGGGCGACUUAGUCGGUCUCCUGGAGACAUAAAGACUGAUGCUCCUGAGAACAGGCCCGCUUUACCUGAAAGACCAAAGUCGACGGUGGACCCAAAGCUUGCAGAAGGCGAUCUGAUUGAUUUCACAGACGACUCGGAAGCGAAAAAAGGCUCGCUAAAGCCUCCUACGCAUUUGAGCGACAUGCGCCAGCUCGACGCGAACGGCAAGCCCCAUGCCCCCAAUAAACCCAACAAACCCUCGAGCUUACGAAAUUUCUCAACAACCCAAUCAACACCGCCUGCGAACCAUGUGAGAUAUUCAGCGUCGUCAGAUACAGAGACUCAAGAGGCUGUGAAGAAGAAACCGCCACCACCACCACCUAAACCCCGUCGGAGUGGACGGACGCCGGACGCUAACACUGGGCAUGCCAUGAGCGAGCCGGCACCACAGCCUCUCUCGAGAGCGCCAUUCUCUUCUCCUCGCCAAAAUCAAAGUCAGCCUCAACUCUCCUCUGACCUAGCUAAACAUACGAGUUCGACCUCGAAUCCACCAACACUUACGCCAACGCUGUCACGCACGUCCACAUCCGCUAGUAGCGCCUCGCGAAAUGAUGAUGGCUAUGUGGCCGUUGCCCGUCGCCAGAUCUCUUCCGCAUACAACACUCUCCCAGCGAUUCGCUCAUCCUCGCCUUCUCGCUCUGCGACCACUUCAUCCGAUCAAGCCAGCACAUCCAGCGACAACCGCCAAAAUCCCCCACUGCCUGCACGGAGGGUGAUAUCUUCUUACCCUGCAGCCGCUGCACGAUGGGCCACGGGCUACGGAUACCCGGUCUCUGAUCCGCUCGCAACUGCCAGCGAUGGUAGCACCAUUCCACCAACUCCCGGUAACAAUGCACCAUACGACAAGAAGUUGGAGAUAUGGCGCAGACGGUGGGCGAGGGCAGAAGAGAUCAUGCGUGCGAGAGGGGUGGUGUUAAGGAAGUGGAGGGUCGGUGGGGAUGUCAUGGACGAGUGCGUCGCGUUGGUGAGCCGCGAGCUGGAACGGCAGGACAGACAUGGGCGAGAGCGGCACCACAACAGGUGACGACUGAUGGGAGACAGAAGAAGUUCUUGCUUUUGCUGUUUUGGGGGAAUACAUAUAAAAAGCCAGGCGUGCUCCUUUGAUGUUUCUUUUGUGUUGACGUUCGAUAUAAGGUCUCCAUCAUGAUAUAUGAGAGGCAGUUGUUUGUAUUCUUUCAUCUACUCUCCCAGGCUCGCAAAUAUACAAGCCGACCCUUUCCAGGUUCUCAAGCAGUUACUUCGGUCAGACGGUAUGUGCUCUACUGAGCCCGAAUGCCUCAAUGAAGACUUUGUCGUUCA
Messenger RNA from Cladophialophora immunda, 3464 nucleotides. RefSeq lists its product as uncharacterized. The record is from RefSeq and is a predicted model, not a curated record. The coding region runs from base 550 to 3189 and encodes 879 amino acids. Gene Ontology annotation, cellular component: actin cortical patch. Gene Ontology annotation, molecular function: phosphatidate phosphatase activity. NCBI's taxonomy places the organism in Eukaryota, Fungi, Ascomycota, Eurotiomycetes, Chaetothyriales, Herpotrichiellaceae. The transcript has a single exon.